AUGCCACUUGUUAGUAAGGACCCUCUUGUAAUUGGGCGCGUGAUUGGGGAUGUUUUAGACCCCUUUGAAAGUUCUAUUCCAAUUAAGGUUACUUACAAUAAUAGAGAUGUUUGCAAUGGCUGUGAAUUCAAGCCUUCUCAAGUUGUCCACCAACCAAGAGUAGCCAUUGGUGGAGUUGACCUCAGGAGCCUCUACACUCUGGUUGCUGUGAAUCCAGAUGCCCCUAGCCCCAGCAACCCUAGUAUGAGGGAACACCUACAUUGGCUGGUAACUGAUAUUCCCGCCCCAACUGGACCUAGUUUUGGUAACGAAGUGGUAGCAUAUGAAAGUCCACGACCAACAUCAGGGAUUCAUCGAAUAGUGUUGGUGUUAUUUUGUCAAUUGGGUAGGGAGAAGGUUUAUGCCCCUGGUUGGCGCCAAAACUUCAACACCAGAGAAUUUGCGGAACUAUACAAUCUUGGUUCGCCUGUUGCUGCUCUCUAUUAUAACAUCCAAAGGGAGAAUGGCUCUGGUGGCAGGAGGUUAUAUUGAUCAUCAUCAUAAUUACAUAAAUAAUAAUAAUAAUAAUAAUCAACAAUAAUAAAUGACUACUUUUUUUUCGGUCCAAACUCAAGAUAGCUGUAUGCAUAAAUUGAACCCAGCCUAGGCUCCUGCACGGUUCAUUCUUUACAUGUUGUGUA
Messenger RNA from Arachis duranensis, 680 nucleotides. Its product is annotated as protein HEADING DATE 3A-like. The record is from RefSeq and is a predicted model, not a curated record. Lineage: Eukaryota; Viridiplantae; Streptophyta; Magnoliopsida; Fabales; Fabaceae.